GCUUGAAGAUGAUGUGCUCUUUCAUAUUGGAAUAACAGCUGGUGAUCAUAAAAAUCUCAAAAACUUGUUUGGUGAUGUCAAGUUCGUCUGCAUGGGAGGAAGUACAACUCGCAUAAAACAUUUUGCAAAGUUUAUUCAGGGAGAACUUAAGGACCACUUAAAGGAUGAUAAUGAGCCACUCAACAUGUCCAAGUCUGAUCGCUACGUGCUGUACAAAGUUGGACCUGUCCUGGCUGUAAAUCAUGGCAUUGGAACUCCUUCUUUGGUGGUUAUAAUGCAUGAAGUUUUUAAACUCCUUCACUAUGCAGAUGCCAAAGAUGUGAAAUUUUUCCGCAUUGGCACAUCAGGAGGCUUAGGUCUAGAACCUGGGACUGUUGUGAUCACAAGAACAGCAGUUAAUUCUCUUUUAGAACCAUUCAGUGAGCAGGUGAUCUUGGGUAAAGUGCAGAAGUUUCCAUCAAAUCUGGAUGAAAAGUUACAAAAGCAAGUAAUGGAUUGUAGUGAUGGUUUGCUGACAGCAGUUGGAGACACAAUGUGUGCCCAUGACUUCUAUGAAGGCCAAGGAAGACUGGAUGGUGCCUUCUGUGACUACACACUUGAAGAUAAACUCAAGUUCCUACAGAAGAUCUAUGAUGCUGGUGUGCGCAACAUAGAGAUGGAAAGUGUUUGCUUUGCAUCCAUGUGUAACCGUGCUGGUGUCCCAGCAGCCAUACUAUGUGUUACGCUAUUGGACCGUCUCAAAGGGGAUCAGGUGGAAUUGACACCAAAGCAACAUGAGGACUUUCAGAUGAGGCCUCCCAGGCUUGUGGCCAGAUUCAUCAAGAAAAUGUUAGCAGAGCAAAGCAACAGCUGUGAGUUUCCUCCGAGGAAACGACAAAAGGCUAACUAAUCAUUUCACAAUCACAUCAUCCUUGAUGAUUUGAGUGUCAUGUUGCUGGGGUGACUUGAGAUCACUU
Messenger RNA from Stylophora pistillata, 956 nucleotides. Its product is annotated as uridine phosphorylase 1. The record is from RefSeq and is a predicted model, not a curated record. Gene Ontology annotation, cellular component: cytosol; cytoplasm. Gene Ontology annotation, biological process: nucleotide catabolic process; uridine catabolic process. Gene Ontology annotation, molecular function: uridine phosphorylase activity. Lineage: Eukaryota; Metazoa; Cnidaria; Anthozoa; Scleractinia; Pocilloporidae.